This is a messenger RNA of Cebus imitator (Panamanian white-faced capuchin), 813 nucleotides long. Its product is annotated as vitamin D3 hydroxylase-associated protein-like. Gene Ontology annotation, biological process: fatty acid catabolic process. The coding region runs from base 72 to 398 and encodes 108 amino acids. NCBI's taxonomy places the organism in Eukaryota, Metazoa, Chordata, Mammalia, Primates, Cebidae. The transcript is spliced from 6 exons. Gene Ontology annotation, molecular function: fatty acid amide hydrolase activity; amidase activity. The record is from RefSeq and is a predicted model, not a curated record.
GAGGAAAGAGCAGCUGCAUCCACAUAGGUCAUGCAAUACCUAGGGUGGUUUGGCUGUCUAACUCCUUGACGAUGCUACUCCUGCUGACCCUGCUGGGGGUUGCCCUGCUCACCUGGCAGCAUGCUCCAGCCCGGAACAAGAUCCCCAGGGCCCAGAAGUGGAGGGAGGUAGCGCUGCAGAAGAUGGAGGCCCUGGCCCGGCGGCUCCGGCAGCAGGAGCCGGACCUAGACCCCGAGCCAAUCCUGGAGCUGCCCCUGGCAGAGCUGGCCCAGAGGCUUCGGACUGAAGAGCUGAGUCUGGAGAGCAUCCUCUGCAGCUACUUAGAGCAGGCACUGAAGGUGCACCAGGAGGUGAACUGCCUGAUGGAUUUCCUGGGGGAAUGUGAGGAGCAACUGUAGGCGUUGAAGAAGCUUAGGAAGAGUGAGAGAGGCCUUCUUUAUGGGGUCCCCAUGAGCCUCAAGGACACCUAUGACUGCUCGGGCCAUGACUCUACGUGCGGCCUGGCCCAGUUCCUGGAGAAGCCUGCGACCAAGGACAGGGUCAUUGUGAAAGUGCUCAAGGCCCAAGGGCCAUCUCCUUUGCUAAGACCAACAUCCCACAGACGCUGAUCAGCUUCGAAUGCAGCAACCCCACCUAUGGCCAGACCUUGAACCCACUGAACUUAAAGAAGACAAGUGGUGGCUCCUCAGCGGGUGAGGCAGUUCUGCUGGCAGAAAGUGGGUCCAUCCUAGGCAUGGGUACUGACACAGGCGGCAGCAUCCGCAUACCAGCCAGCUUCUGUGGUGUCCACGGCCUCCGCACCACGGGCUCCCG